Protopterus annectens (West African lungfish) is the source of this 2021-nucleotide messenger RNA. Its product is annotated as histo-blood group ABO system transferase-like. NCBI's taxonomy places the organism in Eukaryota, Metazoa, Chordata, Ceratodontiformes, Protopteridae. The coding region runs from base 231 to 1319 and encodes 362 amino acids. Gene Ontology annotation, cellular component: vesicle; Golgi apparatus; membrane. The record is from RefSeq and is a predicted model, not a curated record. The transcript has 8 exons. Gene Ontology annotation, biological process: carbohydrate metabolic process. Gene Ontology annotation, molecular function: hexosyltransferase activity.
AGAGUGGUGUAGGAUCCUGUUACCAGUAAUGUCCGGUGUAAGUACGUAGCUGUUGUUAUUGUGGUUAUGAAUUUUGAAUUAAAACUAUAGUGAGCAAACAAAAAAAUCUAAAUAUCGAGCUGAAAGGAUUGUAUUUCCCGUUAUCUCUGAGGUACUAGUAAAAACUGAUAUAAAACAGCGGUUUACCUUUCGGUGGUUUCGGUAAAGUAAAUCAAGAAGCUUCAGUGAAGAUGAAGCAUUUUCUGAAGUAUUGUGGGUUCUCCAUUAUCAUCUUUCUACUUGUAUUAAUGGUAUCUUUCUGGCUUCACUGGAAUGAGUCAUUCAUUUUCAUCAUUUCAAGAUACCAGAGCUACAUAACAAAUCUGGGGCAGCAAGAGCCAAUUGGUGAUUUCAAAGAAAAUGCAUUGGAAGGCUGUCAUCCAGGCAUUGACUGGGAUAAGCUUCAGACUACAAGCCUACCCAACCUUAAAUAUACAAAGCCAAGUGCACUGCAGCUACCGAGGACCGAUGUUAACAUUUUGACUCCUUGGCUUGCUCCAAUCAUCUGGGAAGGCACCUAUAAUUAUGACAUCAUAAAUGAACAGUUUAAACAAGGCAACCAUUCAAUUGGACUCAUAGUCUUUGCUGUGAAAAAGUAUGUUCAGUUCCUUAAUGAGUUUCUGACAACUGCAGAACUUUACUUCAUGCUGGGACACAGGGUACACUAUUAUGUUUUUACUGACAGACCUGAAGCUGUUCCUAAAAUUAGCUUAAAUGAGAAUCGAUUUAUUCAUGUUUUAAAGACUGAGCCUUUCAAGCGGUGGCAGGAUAUUUCCAUGCAGAGAAUGGAAAGCAUCCGUUAUCAUAUACUAAACCAGUUUCACAAAGAAGUGGAUUAUCUAGUUUGUGCAGAUUCUGAUAUGAAAUUUAAUGAUCAUGUAGGAGUAGAAAUUCUCGGUGAAUUAGUUGCAACAAUUCACCCAGGGUUCUAUGCUUCAGAUCGUUCCAGUUUACCAUAUGAACGAAGAUCAUUUUCUGAAGCCUACGUACCAAAGGAUAUGGGUGAUUUUUAUUAUAUGGCUGCAUUUUAUGCUGGGACUGUGCAAGAAAUUUACAAGCUAACUAGUUUCUGUUAUGAAAGUAUUGAGAAAGAUAAAAAGAAUGCUGUUGAAGCAGUGUGGCAUGAAGAGAGCCAUUUCAAUAAAUUCUUGACGUACCACAAACCUACCAAAGUACUUUCCCCCGAGUAUAUCUGGGACAAUAACAUUAAAGAUGAACCGUUCUUAAAAAGGAAGCGGUUUCUUGCUGUUCCCAAGAACCAUAAAGAAAUCCGAAAUUAGCAUAAGUUCUUUUGACUAUCCAUUAAAUAACACAGUAAAAUAAUAAUAGAUAAUUGAUAGGCUCAUUGUGAGCUUGCAGAGCUUUUGUUCAUCAGUGCCUUAUUUUAAGACAAAAUACUGUAGCAGUAUAUUUUAUUUAUAAUUCCCUUUAUGGAUGAGUGCAAGUGCUGUGUACGAGCAGUGAAGCAAGUCAUACUGACACAGCAUUUUACCAAACUGUUGCAAUAAAAUAUAUUAAUGGGAAUUAAUACCUCAGGAUAUGGAAAUAAAAUAAGCUGUAUAUUUUGGAUGAUACUACAGUUUUUAAAUCUAAAUGUUGUACUGUAUUUAAUUGCUGUGGAACAGAAUAUAUUAAUAUUGAAUAAGAGCUGCAGAGUUGUUCAGUGUGUAUUGGUAAUCACUACAACCUAAUCUUGGAACCUAUACCAUCAUUACAGUGAGUAGACAAUAAAGGUAUAUUUGAGGCUGCUUUGUACCCACCUUUUUUGAAAAUGAAGCUUAUACUCUGGUUGGGUUUUCCUACAGUAUUUUGGAAAUAUUUUGACUCCUGCUGUUAUACUUUGUUGAUUCGCAAGAUAGUUGUGCUUAGACACACACAGCCAUUAAAACUGAACUGUAUUACAAGGCCCUGAAAUGUUUGAUUGAUAAAUGAAUGACUUCAUACUUAGGUUUUGCAAAAUCCCAAUAAAUGUGUUUUGCUGG